Molecule: messenger RNA, 249 nt
Organism: Dictyostelium purpureum
Lineage: Eukaryota; Evosea; Eumycetozoa; Dictyosteliales; Dictyosteliaceae
Exons: 2
Coding region: 1-249 (82 amino acids)
Source: RefSeq, a predicted model, not a curated record
AUGAAAAUAUUUACUUUAUUAGUUAUUAUCUUAGCCUUAAUUUCAAAUUGUAUGGGUGAUACAGCCUUUGCCAUUUGGAACAAAGAUAGCCAAACUACUGCUGCUGGUCUCUAUGACUUUGCUAGUAUCUACAAUACUACCGAAAAAUACACUCUAUCUGGUUACCAAGACAUCAAUACUACUAACCAGUACUCAACUUAUAAUGCCGUUACUAGGGUCAUUUCAUUCUUUGCCACUUCAUUAAUUUAA